AGACUAUGGCUGUCCUGGACUCGGUGGUUCCCUUUUCAGCACGCAGCACGAUCCUGACCAACUUCAUUCUUUCAUUUACACGUCUGCCAUUUCAACUUCAACAUGCGGUUUUUGUCUACCAUUUCUCUGGCCGCACUGGCUGCGGCGGCACCAGCAGUCGAACUGGCCGAGCGCCAGCUGGGCAUGUCCUCGAACGAGUUGAGCCAGGGGGCAUGCAAGGACGUCAUCUUCAUCUUUGCGCGUGGUUCGACAGAGCCUGGAAAUAUGGGUUUCCUGAUCGGGCCCGAUUUAGCCGAGGGCCUGAAGAAACUGGUCCCAAGCACGGCCGUUCAGGGUGUCGAAUAUGACGCAUCUAUUGGACCUAAUAUGCAAACGGGCGGCACCGAUAAAGCGUCGAUUAGUAUCGCUACUAAGGUCUUCAAUGAGGCGAACUCGAAGUGCCCGAAUUCCAUCAUCGUCGCCGGAGGAUACUCGCAGGGUGCUGCCGUCAUGCAUCGCACGAUCGAGAGCCUCCCUGAGAAUAUUAAGAGCAAGAUCGCCGCCGUCACUACGUUCGGUGACACCCAGAACCAGGAGGACGACGGCAAGAUCCCCAAUUUCCCCCCGGAGAAGGUUAAGGUCUUCUGCAAUGAGAGCGACGGUGUCUGCGGCGCCAUGCUCAUGGUCAAUGUGGGCCACAUGACCUACGGGGACAGUAUCACCCCCGCUGCGCAAUUCCUUGCCGACGGAGUCAACAAGGCCAAGCAGGGCGGUGGCUCAACUGGCGGUUCAACUGGCGGCUCAACUGGCGGCUCAACUGGCGGCUCUACUGGUGGCUCUACUGGUGGCGCUGCUGGUGGUCUUGGUGGCCUCAGCGGCGGACUUGGUGGUCUCAGCGGUGGCGGUAGCGGUGGACUCGGCAGCCUCUUUGGUGGCGGCAGCGGCGGCGGGUUCGGCAGCCUCCUCGGCGGUCGUUAA
This is a messenger RNA of Eremomyces bilateralis CBS 781.70, 957 nucleotides long. Its product is annotated as cutinase-domain-containing protein. NCBI's taxonomy places the organism in Eukaryota, Fungi, Ascomycota, Dothideomycetes, Eremomycetales, Eremomycetaceae. The transcript has 2 exons. Bases 103 to 957 code for a protein of 284 amino acids. Gene Ontology annotation, molecular function: cutinase activity. Gene Ontology annotation, cellular component: extracellular region. The record is from RefSeq and is a predicted model, not a curated record. Gene Ontology annotation, biological process: carbohydrate catabolic process.